AUGGGCUUUACCCUCGGCUUCGGACUGCUUACUGUCUGGGAAGCCUGGAAGCAGACGAGACGAAACCGAAACCCGUUGCGAAGUACAUACAUUUACAUGCUUUGGGGAGAAAUCGCGGCGAAUCUAGUCAUCACUAUAAUCGGCUGGGUUUUUCUAGAUGGGAUUAUCGGGCCGACUGUACCGGUGCUUUUCUUUAUUCUCUUCUGCUGGGUUUUCGAGGUGCAAUUGCUUAUGCAGAUUAUCGUCAACCGAAUCUCGAUUAUCGCCGAACAUCGAUCUACAGUCUUUUGGUUGAAAUGGGGGACCGCUAUUAUCAUCACUGUUGUCAACGUUGCCGUCUUCGUCAUUUGGAUUCCAUCCCAUACAGUUCCUCCCGUGAGCGAUACGUUUGUCAAAAUCAACGCAGUCUGGGAUCGCAUGUCCAAGGUCAUCAUUCUACUGGUUGAUGCUGGACUCAACUGGUACUUUUUACGGACAGUCAAGAAGCGACUAGUUGAACAACACAACUUAAAAAAGUAUGAGCCCCUUGUCGGCUUCAACGCCAAGCUCAUGGUUGUCUCUAUCCUUAUGGACGGUAUGCUCAUCGGACUCAUGUCACUCCCUAACCAAGUCGUCUUCAUCCAAUUCCACCCCGUCGCCUAUAUGGUCAAGCUCAACAUCGAAAUGUCCAUGGCCAAGCUCAUCACACGUCUAGCAAAGGGCGAGAACUCGGACGACUACUACCCAUCCCUAUCGCAUUCUGGUCACGUCCGAAGUGCUCAUAGAACGGAAGAUGCGGCCUGGACAAAUGGAGUAAACAACGUCCAGCUGACCCACCGGUCCAAGGUAGUCGCUGGUGACUCGGAUGAUGAUCUUCCUGGCAUGCCCCGAAACCACCACGGUCCUGGUAUCCAUCAGCGAACAGAGUUUCAAGUGACGGUCGAGAAUGGCUCCAAACAUCAUCACUACAAAGGGGGCUCCGACACAGAUGAGGCUCCCUUGACCUCCCAUACGGGACACCCCAAGCAAAUGAUUAUUGAGGAGGAAAGCCGAAAUACCUCAUUAUCAAGCUUUAGGCAAUCAUAA
Fusarium poae is the source of this 1065-nucleotide messenger RNA. RefSeq lists its product as uncharacterized. NCBI's taxonomy places the organism in Eukaryota, Fungi, Ascomycota, Sordariomycetes, Hypocreales, Nectriaceae. The transcript is spliced from 4 exons. Bases 1 to 1065 code for a protein of 354 amino acids. The record is from RefSeq and is a predicted model, not a curated record.